Messenger RNA from Prosopis cineraria, 1081 nucleotides. Its product is annotated as probable pterin-4-alpha-carbinolamine dehydratase, chloroplastic. The record is from RefSeq and is a predicted model, not a curated record. Gene Ontology annotation, biological process: tetrahydrobiopterin biosynthetic process. Gene Ontology annotation, cellular component: plastid. Gene Ontology annotation, molecular function: 4-alpha-hydroxytetrahydrobiopterin dehydratase activity. Lineage: Eukaryota; Viridiplantae; Streptophyta; Magnoliopsida; Fabales; Fabaceae. Bases 85 to 714 code for a protein of 209 amino acids. The transcript has 3 exons.
UCUUUCUCUCUUCCAUUUCACACACUUCAGCUCUCCACUUCCCUUCCAUCGAUCUUUCUUUUGUUUCAUCCACAAGUAAAUCAAAUGACCACUUCCUCUUCUUCGCUUGUGGCUCUGCAUCUCACAUCCGCUCCUCGUCUUCUUUCCGCCUUUUCUCCCUCAAUUCGUUCCCGAAGGCCUCCCUCUGCGUUUCGUCUCAGAACUCGUGCUAUGGGCGCCGAUUUUCUCGGCGAUUUUGGCGCCAGAGACCCCUUCCCUGCUGAAUUGGAAAGCAAUUUUGGAGAGAAGGUAGUGGGUUACUCUGACACCGAGCACAAAAUCCUUAUCCCCAAUCUCUCUGCUCUUUCCCUUGCACAGCAACAGUGCUCUCCUGUUUCGCCCCUGCAGUCUCCCAUGUCUGAAGAUGAUGCCAAAAAACUGUUGAAGAAGAUUGUUGGUUGGAGACUACUGCAUGAAGAAGGUGCACUUAAACUUCAAUGCUUGUGGAAAGUGAGAGAUUUUAAACGUGGAGUUGAGCUCAUCAACAGGAUCCUUAAGGUUACAGAGGCUUCAGGCCAUUUCCCAAAUCUCCAUUUCGAACAACCAAAUCAAGUGAGGGCAGAAUUAUGGACAGCUUCCAUUGGAGGAUUGAGUAUGAAUGACUUCAUAGUCGCGGCGAAGAUAGAUGAGAUCAAGACAUCAGAUCUGGCCCCAAAGAAAAGGGUUUGGGCUUAAUGGAUCUUGACACCCAUUAGCCACUGUACAAGUAGAACGUCCUUUUCACAAAAUCACCCAUUGUCUGGAAUCAUAAAGAAAUUAGAGAACUUGCUGAGAAGAACUGGAUGAUCAGUUUUAAUCAUGUAUGCAGAAAAGUAAAUCAAUGUGCUAACUGGCUUGCUUACCAAAUCAUGAAUGAUAAUUUAGAUAUUAAGAUUUAUGAUGUGCUUCCAACAGGGUGAGGAGUUUCUUUUAUGAUUUAAUUGUUUGUCCUUUUGCACAAUUUUUAUCCGUGAGCUUGUAUUAAAAAAAUCACUACUAGCCUGGAUCGGGUUGGAUUCCAUAUUCAUUCUCCUUAUUUUUUUAUUAAUGGUCAUUUUCCUUA